UGACCAGCCAGCAGGAGCAGGUGGUUUAUGGUCAUAUGAUGUUGUUAGCCGAGGCUGAGGAGCAGCAACAUUUCAGCUGAAUCACAGCCCACAUCACUCCCUACAUUGAAAGGCACCUGCAGCUGAAACGCCACCAAACAUCAGGCAAAAUGUCGUACGGUUCCAUUGAUGGAGGUUCCUUUGGCAGUCGUAACCCAUUUGGAGGUCCCAUGAGGCAGGGAUACCAGCCAGUAGCCACACAGGUCAGUCCCUCAGAACUGCAAGAUGUAUUUCAGGAGACCUCCUCCAAUAUCUUCCAGAUCAACGCCAAUGUUGUUACGUUAGAGAAGAAUCUUCAGUCGCUGGGAACAUCUAGAGAUACAGCAGAGCUGCGACAGAGUCUACACUCCACUCAGCAGCAAACCAACAAAGUCAUCACCAGCACAAGCCAGCUCAUCAAACAGCUCUCUGACAUAAUCAGCGGUUCUUCACGGCAAGACCGUCUGCGCCUGACCAGGCUAAAGACUGAACUCUCUGAGUCUGUGCAGCGCUAUGGGGAUCUGCAAAAGAAAAUUGCAGAGCGCUCAAGGGCCCUGCUCCCUCCAGCACAGAAAGACAAGAAGAAGAGUCCUCAGACCCCAUCUACUGAGCAGAUAGAGGACGGUCCACUGUUUGGAGAAGCAGCAAGCUCAGAGGGAGCAGCUCAGGCUUUUUUGUCUGAGAUAAGUGAGGAGGAUGUGGAGGUGCUUCGUCAGAGAGAGGAGGCCCUGCUUCAGAUUGAAAGGGACAUGCUAGAUGUCAGUCAAAUCAUGAGGGAUCUGGCCAGCAUGGUCCAUGAACAAGGCGAUGCAAUAGAUAGUAUUGAAGAUUACAUCCAGACCGCAUCAUCGAAUGUGGAAUCAGCCAAUCAGGAGCUUGCAAAGGCGAACCAGUACCAGAAAGCCUGUUUUGAGUCUCAGAUAAGAAGAUGAAUUGCUCUCUCCGUGCUUUGAAGCGCGUCAGGAUUUAAAGACUCCAGCCUCGGCUCUGGUCUAACGCCGCUGCUCUCGCUGCCUUUGUAGCAGAAAACAGGCUGGGAAAAAAAUGGAGAAAAAGCAUUUCAAAACAACAUAGAAUCUGUGCUCCAACACAUCGUCCCCGCCUGAGGAGACAAGGAGCAAAGAGAAAUAAAAUAUUCCCUAACCCCUGCUCUUCACUCUAUUUCUUUUUAUAUUUUUUCCUUAACACAGUCAACACUUUUUUUCCCUUUGGCAAGUAAUUGACAUGGAUGGAUAAAGCUCAUGUGCUAUGAGGAGGAAAUGUUUGAUGAAUUUGAAAUAUAAAUUAAACCACAUGUGAAAUUAGAAAUGAAACAGAAAACAUUGGCAAUCGGCUAUAGUGGUUAAAGUGGGGGGGCGAAAUGCGAAUGAAUUAUUGAAUGAGUGCAACUGACUAUGAAACGGCAUGGUUUUACAUAUUUCAUGAUCAAGCAGUUUUGACGUAUGUUCACUCCUCUGCAUUUAAAACCGUUUACUGCCAUCUUAUUUUCAUGUUUCAGUGGCAUGACAUGAAAAUUAAUUAACUUAAAAGGUUUUACAAGUUCUGAACAAACUUCAAACACCAGAAAUUACUAUUGUAGAUCAAAAGCAAUAAAUUACUAUUGUUCAAAUUACUAUGAAAUUAAACAAAUUAUGUCAGCAUUCUGAAUAACAACAGCCGGCUAUAAACAGAGAUAAACAACCUAAUCAAAAAAAAAAACAACUGCAAUAUAUUCAAUGCACAAUUUGGGACAAUAGUGCAUUUCAAAUAACAUGCUUGUAUAACUUGAAAACAUAAAAACAACUGGAUGCAACAACUUGCAAAGCUAAUGAAUUUGAAACUUGGACAAUUAAUCAUUCGUGCAGUUAAAACCUCUACACAAGGUAGAGGUUGUAAAUUCAAAGAAACUAUGUAACCUACAACUUCUAGUGUAAAAUUCAGAUCCUGACUAGCUGUAA
This is a messenger RNA of Amphiprion ocellaris (clown anemonefish), 1955 nucleotides long. It is a transcript of the gene tsnare1, whose product is annotated as T-SNARE Domain Containing 1. The coding region runs from base 150 to 950 and encodes 266 amino acids. The record is from RefSeq and is a predicted model, not a curated record. The transcript has 11 exons. NCBI's taxonomy places the organism in Eukaryota, Metazoa, Chordata, Actinopteri, Pomacentridae. Gene Ontology annotation, cellular component: endomembrane system; membrane; SNARE complex. Gene Ontology annotation, molecular function: SNAP receptor activity; SNARE binding. Gene Ontology annotation, biological process: vesicle-mediated transport; intracellular protein transport; vesicle fusion.